AGACUGCAACUAAACACAUCACAGUAAAUCGAGGUAAACCCUCGCUUGAAAGAGAUUGAAAUCCUCUGGAAAGGGAGCCUCGAAAGUUCUAUUAAUGGUCUGGUUUCAUUGACCGUUUCUCCCGUAUGGAAAUGACUGGUCAGACAGGAUAUUGAGAGCUCCCAAAAGACUUGACCCUGCAGGAACCAAAAAACAGUUAUACUAAUUUAAGUAUAUAUGGCACUCCCUCGCACCCUCCUCUUGGGUUUCCUUCUUGUUCUUGGCUGUGCUGUGACGACUAGUAGAUCGACCAACUCUAAGCAAUGUGACAAUGCUUCCCUCAACCGGAGCAGUUUUCCAGCAGGAUUCAUAUUUGGGACAGCUUCGGCAGCUUACCAGUAUGAAGGUGCUGCAAAAGAAGGGGGUCGAGGACCAAGUAUAUGGGACACAUACACUCACAAGCAUCCAGAGAAGAUCUUUGACCACAGCACUGGAGAUGUGGCUAUUGAUCAAUAUCAUCGCUAUAAGGAAGAUGUUCGGACUAUGAAGGACCUAGGUUUCGAUGCUUACAGACUCUCAUUCUCAUGGUCCAGACUGUUACCAAAUGGAAAGCUAAGUGGGGGUGUCAACAAGGAAGGAAUCAAAUAUUACAACAACCUCAUCAAUGAGCUUCUAGCCAAUGGUGUGAAGCCUUUUGUCACAAUCUUUCAUUGGGAUCUUCCCCAAGCAUUAGAAGAUGAAUACGGAGGCUUCUUAAAUCCAAAAAUUGUGAACCAUUUUCAGGACUAUGCAGAGCUCUGCUUUAAAGAAUUCGGUGACAGGGUUAAGCAUUGGAUCACCUUAAAUGAGCCCCAUAGCUACAGCCGUAAUGGCUAUGCAACCGGAAAGUUUGCACCAGGUCGAUGUUCUGCUUGGCAAAAACGAAAUUGCACCGGUGGGGAUUCAGGGACAGAGCCAUACUUAGCGUCACAUUACCAACUUCUAGCUCAUGCAGCCGCUGUAAAGUUGUAUAGACACGAGUAUCAGGCAAAACAGAAUGGCUUGAUAGGGAUAACACUAGUGUCACACUGGUUUGUGCCAUAUUCUGAUUCAAAGCAAGACAAAGCUGCAGCAUUACGAGCAUUGGAUUUUAUGUUUGGAUGGUAUAUGGAUCCCAUGACAAAUGGUGACUAUCCAAGAAGCAUGCGAUCUCUUGUGGGAAAUCGAUUACCCAAGUUCACUGCAGAGCAAUCAGAGAUGCUGAAAGGUUCAUUCGAUUUUCUUGGCUUAAACUACUACACAGGUAAUUAUGCAGCCAAUACACCAUUUCGUAAUGCUAAAGAUCCAAGCUACUCGACAGACUCUCUCGCUAAUCUUACAGCCGUGCGUAAUGGGAUUCCAAUUGGUCGACCGGCUGCUUCAGAUUGGCUUCAUUUUUAUCCACAAGGGUUUAUCGAGAUAUUGCGUUACACGAAGAAAAAGUAUAACAAUCCGCUUAUUUAUAUCACUGAAAAUGGAUGGGAUGACCGCGAUGAUCCCAAUUUAUCGCUAGAGGAAGCCCUCACCGAUAAUCAAAGAAUCGAGUAUUACAAUCGCCAUCUUGAUGAACUUCAUAAAGCAAUUAAGGCUGGCGUUAAGGUGAAGGGGUACUUUGCAUGGUCAUUGUUUGAUAACUUUGAGUGGGCUGAUGGUUAUAGUUGUAGGUUUGGCAUCAAUUUUGUGGAUUACAAAAAUGGACUCAAAAGACACCCUAAACUCUCCGCAGCUUGGUUCAAGGACUUUCUGCGAAAGUAGAAAUUAGAUAUAGAUCUGAAUCACUAGAAGAAGAGACCGAUGCAGACUUUUUGUCCAUGAAAAAGAGAAUUCACUUAUACUCUUAGUUCUAAAAGUACUCCCAUAUCAAAAACACAUUUUACUUGUGUAGGGUAUGGAAAUUAAAGAAAGACUAGUUCUAAACUCCUAAUAAUGAAAGUUUUCUCAUCAGAAUAUAAUUAAGAACAUAAAUCCUCUCAAUUUGUAGGGAAAGUGUUGGCCAUUAGUAGUGUAUAUAGUACUGUUGGAUUAUCAA
Molecule: messenger RNA, 2026 nt
Organism: Rosa chinensis
Lineage: Eukaryota; Viridiplantae; Streptophyta; Magnoliopsida; Rosales; Rosaceae
Product: beta-glucosidase 12
Exons: 14
Coding region: 217-1752 (511 amino acids)
Biological process (GO): carbohydrate metabolic process
Molecular function (GO): beta-glucosidase activity
Source: RefSeq, a predicted model, not a curated record